AUGGGCGACCAGCCUCGGAGGCGGGCGCUCGCCGACUUCCGACGCAGCACCGGCUCGCAAAGGGAGGCCGAGGCCGAAGACGGCUCCUGCCCCCGGCCGCGAGCGGCGCCGAGUCCUCCCGAGCGGAGCCGAGCUCGGCCGAGUGUUCCCGAGGCCGAGUCCUCUCGCGCGUCGGCUCGCCGCCGCCUCCUGUCCGAAAGUGCCCGAGCGCCGCCGGACACGCCGCUCAGGCCUCGGUCCCGAUUCGGCUGUCGACUCCGGAAACGCGGCUCGGUCGCGCCCCUUCGGGGGCAGCCACGAAAAUGGCCGAGAGGCCGCGAACGCAGCCGAGCGCAGAGGCUGCCGGGAGCGCGUGGACCCGCCGCGGCCGGCCGCGCCUGCAGGGUGGAGGGUCGGGGAGGGCCUCAGGCCAGCCCGGCGCGGUUCUGGGCCGUUAGAAUGCGGGCCGUGUCUCCACGCUGCGCCCACUUAGCAGUCACACCCAGCCAGCCCUGGUCCCACCGCUGUCCAGUCGGGAGUUUGCAGGACAGGACCCGCAGCGUCCCCAAGACUGUGGCCCUGGUGGCGCCGCGGAAGGCAGCCCGGGGUCAGCCCGAGAACAUGCCACCCUUGGGUCGGGGCUGCUUUGUCCUCGUUGCUGGGGAUGCCUCCUCCACCAUGCUCUCGUCAGUACCGCUUCAGGCCCUCCUCUGGCUCAGUGGGGCCUACCAGGCCUUCUACUUCUUGACCACCCUCCUGCUGCUGUUGUACAAAACUCAGGAAUUCAGCUACCCACAGGAUCGCCUGGCCCUGGACCUGGCACUGCUGGUUACCAUGGGGGUGCUGGAGACGGCCGGGCUGUUCUUGGGUACCAAGGGCAACCUGACGGAGGCUGAGGGGCUGCUGGCCACAAGCCUGCUGCUGACAGUGGGCUCUGCCCUCCUGACUGCCUACUUCCUGCGCUGGCAGACCCUGGUACUGUGGGCAGACACAGCCCUGGGUGCCAUGCGCCUGGCACUCCACAGCCUGGAAGCCGUACUUCAGAUGGUCACUAUCGCCACCUUCGUCAGCUAG
Messenger RNA from Elephantulus edwardii (Cape elephant shrew), 1053 nucleotides. Its product is annotated as protein SOGA2-like. The record is from RefSeq and is a predicted model, not a curated record. Gene Ontology annotation, biological process: non-motile cilium assembly. The transcript is spliced from 6 exons. NCBI's taxonomy places the organism in Eukaryota, Metazoa, Chordata, Mammalia, Macroscelidea, Macroscelididae. Gene Ontology annotation, cellular component: ciliary transition zone. Bases 1 to 1053 code for a protein of 350 amino acids.